AAAUAAGAAGAAAGAGAAGAGAAGGAAGAAGAAGAAGACGACGAAGAAUAUGACAUUUGAACAGGUCUUCAAAGCAGUGUGUAGGUGGGCAGAUCGUUAAACGUCAAGAUCAACCCUCCAACCCCAACAACAGGCUCUGUUUUCUCUUCUCUUUGCCAUUUUCACGCGGCACAGGAGGAGAGAGAGAGAGAGAGAGAGAGAGGGGAAGAUAGAAAAGUGAGUAAGAGAGGUGGUGGGUGGUUCAAAUGGGGAUUUGCUGGGCUUCUCCUUCCAAUAACCCAAGCCCUGUCUCUACUCGUCAAUUUAGUUCCACAGCAGUAGGGAUAUCUCAGACAACCAACAACACUACAUCUUCAGAUGAAACCAACAUCUCCGGAAACAGCCAGUUCUCGGCAGCGAGUGGCAGCGAUGAGAUAUAUCCCAAUGGGCAGAUCUUACCGACCCCCAAUUUAAGGAUCUUCAGUUUUGCAGAACUGAAGAAUGCUACUAGAAAUUUCAGAACUGAUACAGUGUUGGGAGAAGGAGGUUUUGGUAAAGUUUACAAGGGUUGGCUUGAAGAGAAGGUGAUAUCCAAGAACGGUAGUGGAUCAGUUGUUGCUGUCAAGAAGUUGAACUCUGAGAGCAUGCAAGGAUUUCAGGAGUGGCAGUCUGAAGUCAAUUUCUUAGGAAGGCUUUCUCAUCCAAACCUCGUUAAGCUAUUGGGAUACUGUUGGGAAGAUAAAGAGCUACUCCUUGUCUAUGAAUUCAUGCAAAAGGGCAGUUUGGAGAACCACCUUUUUGGAAGGGGAUCUGCUGUUCAGCCACUUCCAUGGGACAUACGGCUUAAGAUACUAAUAGGAGCAGCUCAAGGCCUGGCAUUUUUGCACACAUCAGAUAAACAAGUGAUAUAUAGAGAUUUCAAGGCGUCAAAUAUAUUGCUUGAUGGGUCCUACAAUGCCAAGAUUUCAGACUUUGGUUUAGCAAAAUUGGGUCCCUCGGCUAGUCAAUCACAUGUGACAACACGGGUUAUGGGCACAUCUGGCUAUGCUGCUCCGGAGUAUGUUGCCACAGGGCAUUUGUAUGUGAAGAGCGACGUGUAUGGUUUUGGCGUUGUAUUGGUUGAGAUGCUAACAAGCUUACGAGCAGUUGAUCAAAACCGACCAAGUGGGCAACAUAAUUUGGUUGACUGGGUCAAACCAUACUUAACUGACAGAAGAAAGUUGAAGAACAUAAUGGACUCGCGGUUGGAAGGAAAAUAUCCUUCCAAAGCUGCACUGCAAAUAGCUCAGCUUGCUCUAAAUUGUCUUGGAACUGAACCCAAAACAAGGCCGUCAAUGAAAGAAGUUUUGCAGACACUGGAACGGAUUGAUGCAGGCAAUGAAAAACCAAAGGAGCCUAGAAUUAAUUCUACACGCCAUACUGCUAAUCGACGUGGCCAGCAGCGUUUGCAUCAUCGAUCUCCACUUCACCCUUGGCAAGACGGAAAUCAGUCCUAUCAACUCCCACCACGAUCAUCGUAACUUCAAUACACCACUUCCAAUGAGGGGCAGGUUUUGAAUAUAUGUUUGCUGAUUAUUAUUGUUAUAUCAAACGGUCCCUGUUUCUUCUGUUAUGUGAGCUCAUGAAAAUUGUAAUGAGUUUUGUUGUUCUAGUGCUGGGUUGUAUUCCAUAGAUGUGGAUCUUAUUCUUGUGCUUGGAUAUGUAGCAUGGUCAUUAUAUGUACACUAAGAGGAAAUUAUAUGGAUUGAUAAAAUUUGUAGAUUGAUUGUAUACAUUGUUUCGUGAAUUUAAACAGUUGAAAUGAGGGAUUGUGA
Messenger RNA from Camellia sinensis, 1793 nucleotides. RefSeq names its product putative serine/threonine-protein kinase PIX13. The record is from RefSeq and is a predicted model, not a curated record. Gene Ontology annotation, molecular function: protein kinase activity; ATP binding. NCBI's taxonomy places the organism in Eukaryota, Viridiplantae, Streptophyta, Magnoliopsida, Ericales, Theaceae. Gene Ontology annotation, biological process: protein phosphorylation.